AUUAUGAAGAUAUUACUGAUCGGUUUAACGAUUUGGAUAUUGAUUCCGCUGAUAUUGAAACAAUCUGGAGCAAAUUGACACCGCGAGAACGCGCGGAAUUUCAGGAAAAAUUUAUUGAUGGCAGACCUGAAAACUUUCUAGAACUUAUCGACGAGCUACCAUUAUGGAAACCAUGGUGGGAACAUAGCAGAAGCAAUGGUGACAAGAUAGUAGAAAUUUCACCUCAAAUCAUAGAGGAUGAAACACAAUUAUCAGAAUAUUCUCAAACAAAAUCUAAAGACAUUUUAUCACAAAGGCCACAGAUACUAUCAGAUAUAAAAAAAGUUGAGGAUCUAACAAAGAAAACUCCAAACCCUGCUUUGACAUUAAACCUUAUAAAUAUUUUGUAUCCUAAUAUUUACGAAUCCA
Messenger RNA from Dentiscutata heterogama, 408 nucleotides. Lineage: Eukaryota; Fungi; Glomeromycota; Glomeromycetes; Diversisporales; Gigasporaceae. The record is from the annotation of a GenBank genome assembly.